AUGGCCGAUCAUUUGAUCCUUUCUCUUCAACCUCCUACGUUUCUGAUCUUCCCUUCUUCUCUUCACCGUCGAUUGGGUUUGUCUCGGAAAUUUCCCGGUGGAACUAGAUUCUCAGUUCCCGAGCUCCGAUUGUCGUCUCAACUACAGUUGGCUAAUUCCACUUCACCAUCACAGUCUUCUUCCUCUUCCUCUUCUCCUCCUUUUCCACACCCGGAUUCUGCUCCGGAGAAGUUCGAUCUCGUGUCCAGCACUCAGCUUAAGGAUGGAAGCCAUGUCUUCCGGUUUGGGGAUGCAAAUGAAAUUGAGAGAUAUCUUGAGACUGAAGAAAAAGCAAGAUGCUUAGAGGUGGAGAAGCAGCAACAUGCUAAGAUAGCAGAAAAAGCCAGUGAAGUUUCGAGGAAACAAGGGUUGAAAGAUGGACAUGCAUCGGAUAUUGAAUCAGGAGAUUCUUCUGAGGAAGAGGAAAGAGCUCCUCCUCCUGCCAAUCUCAGCAAUGUCAUCAAGAUUAAGGAUCGUAAAAGAGUUCGUUCUCCUACUAAGAAAAAGAAAGAACUUUUGCGGAGCGAAGAUAAAGCUGAAGCCAAAGUUGAUAGUGUGUCCAAUCCAAGCUCCGCAGUUAGUGUAGCUGAAGCCAUUCCUACUAGCUCUACUGAAGAAAAGGUCGUUGUUUCUAAGAAAUCUGAGCCGAUCAAUGAGAAUGUAGAGCCUCUUUCUUCUGAAGUCAUGGAGGAAGUCUCUGUAAACGAGAUAAAAGACUGUGAGACAAAUGGUUAUCAACAACUCACUGAGGAUCGUGUGGAGGUUCAAGCAAGACCGAUACCAUCUACUCCACAAGAGGGCUCACAGUCAGAGCUGUAUGAUCUCAAGGAAGUUUUGCAUGUAUCUACCAUUGAACCUGAUGACAAUGUGGAUGUGAGAGAAGAACCGAUGAAAACUUUUGAAGCUGAAGAAAAUCUUGUCGUUGUACCAACAGCUACAGCUGCUGUAUCUCCUGAUGAACUUGUUUCAACUUCAGAAGCAACACAUAGCAGCAUUGGUGAGAUCGCUGAAACGCCUGAGGUGGCAAAUGACAGAGGUAAUGUGGCUUCAACCACAGAAGAUGAAAUAACUGUGAAUGACACAAAAGCUGAUAAUGGUAGCUUAUCUAAAACUGUCAGUGACACAAAAGUUGAAGAUAUCCAACUUCCUGCACCUGAAACGGUCGGUGUUGAACCCAUUGAAGUGGUUUCAGUCAGGGAAGAACUUGUGUCCAAAGCAUUUUACUUGGACUCUGGUGUUGCUUCACUCCAAAGCCCUGUUAAGGCAUUGGCAGGUCGGGAAGAUGCUUAUUUUGUCUCUAACCAUAACUGGCUAGGUGUUGCAGAUGGAGUCUCUCAGUGGUCAUUCCAAGGAGUCAUCAGGGGAACAUAUGCUCAAGAACUCAUGAGCAACUGUCAAAAUAUUAUAUCUGCUGAAACUGAUAAGAUAGCUGAGCCAGUUCAAGUUCUCCAUAAAAGUGUCACAGAGACCAAGUCCCCUGGAUCAUCCACAGCCUUGAUUGCUCAUCUCCACCAUAAUGAACUCCACAUUGCCAAUAUCGGAGAUUCGGGAUUCAUGGUUAUUAGGAACGGGAGAUUAUUGCAGAAGUCGUCUCCAAUGUUUCAUCAUUUCUGCUUUCCCUUGCAAAUUAGGCAAGGCAAUGAUGAUGUCCUAAAACUUGCAGAGGUUUACCAUGUGAAUCUGGAAGAGGGCGAUGUUGUGAUCACAGCGACUGAUGGACUUUUUGACAACUUAUAUGAGAAAGAAAUCGUUUCAAUAGUUUGCAAGUCACUGGAACAGAGUUUGGAACCUCAGAAAGUAGCAGAGCUGUUGGCUGCAAAGGCACAAGAAGUGGGACGAUCUGAGACAGAGAGGACGCCAUUUGCAGACGCAGCUGAAGAAGAAGGAUAUGAUGGUUACAAAGGUGGAUCAGAGGAGGAAGUAAAAAUGAGGUUUUUCCAGGGAAAUUCCUCUUUGACCUUAAACCCUAUUAAGAGCAAACUAGCAACGAAGAUUCUUCCUUCGUUGAUCCAUCUGAUUCUCGUCAAACCCUUCUCUCAAUCCACAUCCAUCCCCACCAAGCAGGACCGAGUUCGUGACCAUGGCUACGACAAUUACAUGGAAGUCGAGAAGAAAAUCCGCAAAGUCGUCAAAUUCCACAGCCUCAUCCUCUCUCAGCCAAACAACACCAUCGCAGUCUCUCUCCUCGACACGCUCGCUCGCCGUCUAGGUCUCGGUUUCAAGCAGCACGAGCCAGGCGCCUUCAUCCUCAAAUUCCCACAUGUCUUCGAGGUCUACGAGCACCCUGUCCAGCGAAUCCUCUACUGCCGAUUAACCCGAAAGGCUCUGGAUCAAAUCCGCCACGAGCACGAAGCCGUCCUCGCCCAGAUACCCGACGCCGUGACCCGGAUCCGGAAACUCGUCAUGAUGUCGAAUACGGGUCGGAUCCGUCUCGAGCACAUCCGGAUCGCUCGCGCGGAGUUCGGGCUCCCGGAGGAUUUCGAGUACUCGGUGAUUCUCAAACACCCAGAGCUCUUCAAGCUCAUCGACGCCGAAGAGACUCGAGAUAAGUACAUCGAGAUUGUGGAAAAGGAGCCGAAUUUAUCGGUUUGCGCGAUUGAGAGAGUUAGGGAGAUUGAGUAUAGAACGAAAGGAAUCGACGCGGAGGAUGUUCGAUUCUCGUUCGUCGUGAAUUUUCCUCCGGGUUUUAAGAUCGGAAAGUAUUUCCGAAUCGCGGUUUGGAAAUGGCAGAGACUUCCUUACUGGUCACCGUACGAGGAUAUCUCCGGAUACGAUUUGAGAUCGUUGGAAGCGCAGAAGAGAUUGGAGAAGAGAGCUGUUGCUUGCAUACACGAAUUGCUUUCUCUGACUGUGGAGAAGAAGAUAACGCUUGAGAGGAUCGCUCAUUUCAGGAACGUUAUGAAUCUGCCGAAGAGACUGAAAGAGUUUCUUCUGCAGCAUCAGGGGAUUUUCUACAUAUCGACACGUGGGAAUCACGGGAAGCUUCACACGGUGUUUCUGAGAGAGGGUUAUAAGAGAGGGGAAUUGGUGGAGCCGAAUGAUGUGUAUUUAGCUAGGAGGAGAUUAGCUGAGCUUGUGUUGAUGAGCCCUAGAAAGGCUAAGGUUGAUGCAGAGUUGGUUAGUUACAGAAAUGGAUUGGAUGACGAAGAUGAUGAUGAAAUCGAAUAG
Microthlaspi erraticum is the source of this 3207-nucleotide messenger RNA. The record is from the annotation of a GenBank genome assembly. Lineage: Eukaryota; Viridiplantae; Streptophyta; Magnoliopsida; Brassicales; Brassicaceae.